AUGUCUUCCUCACCAGACUUCAAGGGAUGGGUCGCCCAUGACCCCUCCGCCGCCGAUGGCAACAUGCAAUGGGGUGACUACACCCCCAAGAAGUUCGAGUCUACCGACAUCGAGAUGGAGAUCAGCCACUGCGGUGUCUGCGGCUCCGACAUCCACACUCUCCGCUCCGGCUGGGGCCCCUCAGACUACCCCCUCGUCGUCGGUCACGAGAUCAUCGGAAAGGUCACCCGCGUAGGAGACGAUGUCAAGGACCUCAAGGUCGGUGACCGCGUUGGUGUUGGUGCUCAGAGCGACUGCUGCGAGGGCUGCAGGCCCUGCAAGACCAAGCAGGAGAGCAACUGCAACAACUUCGUCAUGACCUACAACGCCAAGUACAGCACCGGCGACAAGGCCAUGGGUGGUUACGCUAAGAACUGGCGUGGACCUGCCGCUUUCGCCAUCCCCAUCCCCGAGGGUCUUCCUUCAGAGUUCGCCGCCCCUCUCAUGUGCGGUGGUGUAACCGUCUACAACCCUCUCGUCUCGUACGGUGCCGGCCCAGGAAAGCGUGUCGGUGUUGUCGGUAUCGGUGGUCUCGGUCACUUCGCCCUCCUCUUCGCGAAGGCUCUCGGAUGCGACGAGGUCGUUGCCAUCUCCCGUUCCUCCAGCAAGAAGGCCGACGCUCUCGAGCUCGGUGCUGACAAGUUCAUCGCUACCGGCGAGGACCCCGACUGGAUGAACAAGAACGCCGCCGGCCUCGACAUCAUCAUCUCCACCAUCUCCGGUGGUUUCCCUCUCGACCAGUACCUCAACCUCCUCGACGUCAACGGUACUUUCGUUCAGCUCGGUGCCCCCGACGACCCAUUGCCCUCUUUCUCCCCCAUGGGCCUCAUCUUCAAGAACUUGAAGAUCGCUGGUAGCUUGAUCGGUACCAGGCAGCACAUCCGCGACAUGUUGGAGUUGGCCAAGAAGACCAACCUCAAGGCUUGGGUUCAGGUCAGGCCUAUGUCCGAGGCCAACGAUGUUAUCGUUGACUUCGAGAAGGGCCUUCCCAGGUACCGUUACGUGCUCAAGAACUAG
Messenger RNA from Alternaria conjuncta, 1056 nucleotides. RefSeq lists its product as uncharacterized. Gene Ontology annotation, biological process: alcohol metabolic process. Gene Ontology annotation, molecular function: alcohol dehydrogenase (NADP+) activity; zinc ion binding. The coding region runs from base 1 to 1056 and encodes 351 amino acids. The record is from RefSeq and is a predicted model, not a curated record. The transcript has a single exon. NCBI's taxonomy places the organism in Eukaryota, Fungi, Ascomycota, Dothideomycetes, Pleosporales, Pleosporaceae.